AUGGCGCAGCAGAGUUCAAGCUCUUUGCAUGCACACCUUGGUCCCAUCCCCGUCCGGGGAACGAUCACAAGUGAGCAGCGGGAGCAGAUCAAAGCUGCCACGUCUUGCUCUGCGGCAGUCAGGGAGCGGAACCAGUGGGGCGCCCGGAUGCUGACUGUCACUGGCCCAGCCAACGGGCUGCAAGAAGCCCAUAGCAUGGCCGUGAAGUCCAUAGAGGAGAACGGUGAAGAUAAGGGUCGUGCAGAUCCUGCUGCUGCCAGUGCCAAGAAUGAAAGCAAGAAGAAGUGGCAUGGUUCCUGGCACUCCUGGUCCACUUGGGAUGCUGACAAAUGGGUUCCGAGAAGCGAACAUGAGGAGCUGCAAAACCGCCUCAAAACAGCGGAAGGGACCAUUGCUGGUUUGCAGUGGCGUAUGAGCUGCUGGGAAAGCUGGCACUACUACCAAGGGCAACCCAGCUACGGCUAUGUGUACCAGAGUGCAGAGGCUCGCCCUGCACGUGAGCCCCGCGCAGAGCCUUGCCCGGGAAAAGAUGAAAGAGAUGAAAGAGACCGCACCCGAGACCCCAGCAGGAGCUAUGACCGACGUGACACCGUGUCACCUUUGGAAGAAAGCAACAGGACCAUCCUGCCUGAAGAGACACACACAAAGGAGUCUCAUGCCAAAAAGCGCAAGAAGAAGAGGAAGGACCGCCAGCGAUGGUCUGAGGAUACGGGGCAUGGGGAUCAGCAUGAUCAGCGGCAUUGGCAGAGGAAGAACGCAUGGGCAAGUUGUGGCAAUUUGUGCUUGUGCAUGACCGCAGCCAUUUUAGCAGGUUCUUUUCCAGGAAGAAGCUGGAGGAAGGCUCGUCCUCUUCCGUGCAAAAAUGGAGGAAGGCUCGUCCUCUUCCGUGGCAAGAAGGCUUGUCCUCUUGUUUCUGAUAUGAAGAGAAAAAGGCCCAAUUUUGACACCUUUGUUCCUCCGACUGUGACUUUGAGCGUGGCGGCACGAACAUCUGGGGGAGACAGAAACCAGCUCCGUAAAGGUAUCAUCAGGCCUUUGCUGGAGGAUUCCGUGUACGGGCACAUUCUCCAAAAGUGCCCUAUCCAAUUCACCAACGGCGAGGCAUAUGAAUGGGAAUACAUAAACCCGUUUGCUCUCAUUCACCAAUAUACUUCAGCCCGACCACGUUUUGGCGAUAUGCUGCGGGGGGCUGGGUCCGUACGGAUCGCUUUUUACAUGGAUGAAACUGCACCAGGCAAUGUGCUUCGCCCAGAUCAUGGUCGAUCACUGGCGUGCUUCUACUGGACAUUGAUGGAACUACCGUCCUGGUUUCGGAGCCGCCACUGUGGCUGGUUUUAUUUCGGGCUUUUUCCUCUGUCGCUGGUGGAGCACGUAGCAGGUGGCUAUUCUUUCCUGUUUGCCUUCAUGGUGAAAACAUUCUUUGGCAAAGGAUUGCUAGCAUGGGAUUUCGACAGGACAGGCAUUUGCUGCAAAUCAAGUGGUGGAGACUUCAUUUUGAAAGCGCGUUUCGGGGCCCUACUUUCAGACGAGAAAGCAAUGAAAGAGCUCUGGUGCACGAAAGGUGCUAGUUCCUACAAGCCUUGCCACCUGUGCAAGAAUGUGAUGGGCCGGGUGGACCUGCCAGACCGCGGCUACUUGGUGCACUACACUUGCACAGAUUCAAGCCGCUUUGAUUUGCAUACUGCUGACAGUUUCCAGACUAUGGCACAGAAUCUGAAGCUUGAAGCUGGCAACCUGAGCAAAAAAGACUUCGAGCGAUUGGAGCAAUCUUACGGGCUUGUUUUCGACCCUCUUGGCAUCUUGUGGUGUGAAGAUUUGGGAGGCAUUGUCAACCCUGUAUCACACACCUACUGGGACUGGAUGCAUAUAUUGAUGGCCUGUGGUGGGAUUGCUCAGUAUGAGUUCAAUCAAUAUGCUAGGCGCCUUUGCAGUGCUGGCGUGUCCUUGCGGGCCCUUGACGAUCUUGCUGCGGAGAUUGUGUGGCCAAAGGGUGCUUAUUGGUCAAAGAAAUAUUUCCAAAAGCGUGUGGUGGAUAAAGACGGUGCCCAUUUAAAGGCGUUUGCCAAUGAGCUUUUCCAGUUGACGGACAUUUGGCGCUUAAUACUCCAGCUGGUGGUGCGCCCGGCUGGCAUCCUGGAGCUGGAAACCAGAAGUUUAGAGAGCAUGAUGAAAAUCAUUGACAUUUUGUCAAUGCAGGAAGAGGCGUUGCCUCUUGUUGGUGACUUGGAAAUCGAAAUUGCCCAGCACCACGCUUGGUUUCUAGAACUUUACCCGGAUUGCAACAAGCCGAAAACACACUGGCUACGACAUGUUCCGUCCUUGUUCAGGGAGUUUGGCUGCAAUCUCAGCUGCUUCAGCCCUGAGAAGAAGCACAAGGGAGUGAAGCAGCUGGCGCUUUUGAUUUCUGCCAACGUUGAGAAAGGAGUCUUGUACCGCGCAGUUGCAGAAAAUUUCUCUUCUUUCUCCAAUGAUGAAAAUAUGCUGCGCCCUAUUUUCCUGGAACGGGCGCAGGACAUGGAAGCUGAGUGGCUGCGGGCAUUCUAUCCGGACAUGCAAGAAGCGAAUGUUUCAAAGACACUGCGUUUUGAAGGUGGACGGGUGUCAGCAUCAGAUAUGCUAUGGUUUCCGGCUACAAAGCACCUUGCUCAGGCAUCCUUCUUUUUGCAGGUUCGGCUUUUGAACUCCUCUGAGUUCUUGAUCCACGGGGACUUAUAUCAGCAGGUUCGGGACAGCAAUACUUUUCGAAGCACUGGCGUUGCCAGGCUUUUUGUUUGCACUAAGGACAUGGCUCGCCUUCAAUCUUUGCAAGGCUCGCUUGCAGAGACUUGCGCCAUGAGCGCCGCUAGCGAAGUGCCUGCUACUGCCACUGCAGAAGCUCUCCCCGAAUCUGCGGCCAGUGAAGCUACCGAAGCGGCUUCUCCAGCUGAGACGGCAACAUCUUGUGCAGAAACGCCUAGUGGCGUAGUUCCUCUGGACAAGGUGGAGACCGGCCCUGGACUUCCAGCAGAAAAUUUGUGUUCCACCUGCAGGAAGCCUGUCUCUGAGGAGAAUGGUGUGGUUGUGGCACGGGCAGUGGGGAAGACAGCUACUUCUUUGCGCUGCAGGGCAUGCCACAAUUUAAAAAGUAGGAUCGACCGGGUGUUGAGCCACUAUGGCUCAUUGGCCCAGGAUUGGACGAAGGUGACUGAAAAUGAGAAGAAAGAAUUUUACAAGAAGUACAAGGAGCAGGCGGGACCGGACCUUCUGACCAGGCUCCAGGAGACAGUGACGGAAAGCAAGAAGACCAGCAGCGCCGUCUCCUUCGAGGGCACCGGCGAUUUCCUGGACGAGAUAGAUUUGGAGGAGAAGUACAAGAACAAGCCAGAUCAAUUGGCCGCUAGUAAGGCCAACACCCGGACCUACUUCUGUCCAGUUCGACAGGUGCAGCUUUUCGAGGAUGUGAAAUAUAAGCGCACGGCUGUGGAGACCGAGGAGUACGCGAAGGUGCAGAAACGCAAGAGGCAAUCAAUUCCGCUUGAACAAGGUGAACGUGAUGAGACGGCUGCAGAUUCGAGCCAGUGCAAGAAGGGCAAGAAAGAAGCAGCCAAAAGUGAGCUGCCGCAGUUGAAG
This is a messenger RNA of Cladocopium goreaui, 3609 nucleotides long. Lineage: Eukaryota; Dinophyceae; Suessiales; Symbiodiniaceae. The record is from the annotation of a GenBank genome assembly.